Molecule: messenger RNA, 6486 nt
Organism: Ostrinia furnacalis (Asian corn borer)
Lineage: Eukaryota; Metazoa; Arthropoda; Insecta; Lepidoptera; Crambidae
Gene: dysc
Product: whirlin protein dyschronic
Exons: 19
Coding region: 1-2478 (825 amino acids)
Cellular component (GO): cilium; stereocilia ankle link complex; stereocilium tip
Molecular function (GO): protein binding
Source: RefSeq, a predicted model, not a curated record
AUGAGGUCGGGGGAGGUGGGCGAGGGCUCGGAGCUAGCGGAGUUCGGCGCGCGCUGGCCGCCGCCCUACGCGCAGGGCUACGGCUGGACGCGCUCCGCCACCCCGCAGCACCCGCCUGCUCAUCACCUCGCGAGGCACUCGCGGUCGCAGCAGGUACCUACCUGUCUAACUUGCACCUCGUACUCGUACACCAUCGUGGAGCCGGCGUCCUCGCACGGCCACCACGCGUCCUACUCGCAGCACCACUACUCGGGGAAGCUGUUGUGCGCACCGUACCUCGGCUCCACUGACAUCGGCAACAGUGCAGCAGGGGCAACGAGUUUACGGAACAGCACGAAUCACCUAAGUGCAGCGAACGGCAAGAAGAGGCCGAUCUCGCCUGAACAGGUGCUGCGGCUGUUCGGGCAGGGCGGGGCUGCGGCGCUGGGCAAGGCGCUGCCUCCGUCCCACCCUCCCGCGCAGCUGCCGGCACCGCUGCCGGCAAGAAGGCACUCUCCAGCCAGCAGUCCUAGCAGUACUACCCAUCAUGCGAUAUACCGUGGCGUCGAGCGGGAGCGGCCUUACUCGUCGGGGGGUGCGCCGCCGCCGCCGGCGGAGCCCGCGACGCGCACCGUCACCAUGAGCCGAGAUCCCACCGACUCGCACGGCUUCGGCAUCUGCGUCAAAGGCGGGAAAGAAGCAGGAGUGGGCGUGUACAUAUCCCGAGUAGAGGAGGGCUCGGUGGCGGAGCGCGCGGGGCUGCGGCCUGGGGACUCCAUCCUGCAGGUCAACGGGACGCCUUUCUCGGGGAUUUCCCAUGAAGAUGCACUUAAGAUGCUGAAGUCCUGCCGCCAGCUGACGAUGACGGUGCGGACAGCUGGCGCUCUGGUGGGCCGAGCUUCGUGCUCGUGGAUGGACCGGUACGGGAGGCCCGCGUCGCCGCCGCCGAUGAGGCCUCCACGUUCUGCUAGUAAAGAUAGAUCAGUGCGAAGGGUGGACCUGUGCAUAGAGCCGGGGCAGUCGCUAGGCCUGAUGAUCAGAGGGGGCCUGGAGUACAACCUCGGCAUCUACAUCACGGGCGUCGACAAGGACUCCGUUGCUGACAGAGCUGGCCUCAUGGUAGGAGACCAGAUCCUGGAGGUGAACGGACAGUCGUUCGUGGACGUGACGCACGACGAGGCGGUCGCACAGCUCAAGUAUCACAAAAGGAUGUCCCUGCUGGUCAGGGAUGUAGGGAAAGUUCCGCACGCCUGCACGGCGUAUGGGGAACGAGAUGCUGCACCAAGAAUAAGCGGCUGGGGAAGAAGAAGAGGCGCUGCAGCGGUGGCUGUAGAGCAGAAAGCGCGGUCACUCCUCCCUCAGAGUGACCUGCCCGCGCUCGCUUAUUACAUGGAGGAGUACGCGGCCCGCCGGCUCACGCCCGACGCGUUCCUCACUGUGCUAAGGGACCUGCUAGAUACGCCGCAGAAGUAUACACUUCUGACGGAAAUUCGGGAAUUUAUGCUUCCUGAAGAUAGGCCGAGGUUCGACGAGCUUGUCUAUAGGAGAGGGGAAGAGGCUGGUGAUCAUCAUAUAAAGCGCGGGGGAGAGCGGCACAUGUUACCUUCCUCCACCAUGCAUGAGUUGCACGACCCGGAGGGGCCGGCGGAGGCUCCCCUCGUGGCCGACCACCGCUCGCCCUCCGAGGACUCCGGCCUGGGCCUGCCGGCGCACGAGCACGCCUACAGUGACGGAGGUGUUGUGGGCAGGAGCGGGCGCGCGUGGCGGGGCCCCGACGCGCCGCCGACCGAUGAGGACCUGGAUCCCCCACACGAGGAGUACGAGGAAGAGGGUCGGCGCUCCCGAAGGCACUCCUCGCCCUGCAACUCCAGGGAGGGCAGCACCACCGCGCUGCACACACAACAUUACGACGACGCUGAUCAGUGCGGCUAUCUCGAGGGCCUGCGCUCAUCACUCGGUGGCUGGACGCAGAAAGUUAAAUCAUGGUACUGGGGAAGACCUCUAGAGUUGGCUCAUAAGUUGUCGAGAAGUUUCGACAUGAAAGAGGAGGGAGGUGCGCUUUUAGAGGACCGGGGAGGGAUCCGGAGACAUCAGUCGAUGCAGCGCUUGCAGCAUGGUGAUGGAACUCAGAUGGACGACGGCCGGGCGGCCCGAGUGGUGCCCGACCACCAUGGAAACCUCCACAUAACAGUCAAAAAGACAAAACCGAUACUUGGCAUAGCGAUAGAGGGUGGCGCAAAUACUAAGCAUCCGUUACCCAGAAUAAUAAAUAUUCAUGAGCACGGUGCGGCGUACGAGGCAGGCGGGCUGGAGGUGGGGCAGCUGAUCCUGGCGGUGGACGGGCAUCGAGUAGAGGGCAUGCAGCACCAGGACGUGGCGCGGCUUAUCGCGGAGUCCUUCGCGCAGAGGGACAAACCCGAUAUCGAGUUCCUAGUGGUUGAGGCGAAGAAGUCCAACCUGGAGCCGAAGCCGACAGCCUUGAUUUUCCUGGAGGCCUAACAUCUACUCUCCCUCCCCGCCAGCGACCCUCCGGCCGCGCUGGGCACCGCGACGCCGGGGGUCGACCUCACCGCUCACACCACGGAAUAGCCAAUUCCAACCUGCGCUGUCACAUGCUCUUCUGAACGCGACGCUGAACUGAAGACAGCUCCGAUGAUACCGUCUUUCGCAACACUGAUACACGCGUCUUUCGUUACAGACUUUUGUAACCCUGGACGCACACACGUCUCUUAAGCAAAUGUUAUAAGAAAUUUGUAAAAAAGCAUAUCAAAACCGUAAUUAUUUUUUUAAUAUCCGCAUUGAAUAACAUAUAUUGUAAAAUCCUUGCGAUUAUCACAGUUGAAACAAAACCAUAUUCGUGUGAUUACGAUCAUUUGUAAUAUGGGAUGUCGCAAACGUACCCAAUUGGGACAUAACAGCGAUUCCGUUAUGUCGUUCUCGUUUUUUGUUACCUAACUUAUGUGUUUUCGAUUAUUAAUAAAAGAUGGAAGUUUUCCAAAAGACGUGCUGUAUGUGUGAUCAUGCAAUACAAGAUCUCCAACGAGGAGGUAUCAGACAUUUGAAUCGGAGCCAAACAGUCGGCGAAUACGCGUUUUGCUCUACAAAGAAUCACAGCUAUGAAUGAUGAUCAUUGAUGGGCGACCAUAAACAAGACGGCAACGGGCUGAAAUGGGGACUCGCCACAAUGGCGAUACGACGCAGGUAAACUAAAGGCUAUACAAAAUUAAUGGCACAAGGGAGGCAAAACUAUUUUUUACAUCUCGAAGAUUGUCCAGAAUAUUGGAAAUAAAUUAGUUACGAUGCACACUGCCCGAGAGGUUUUUAACAUUUCUUAUAACUAAAUUACGUCCCUCUUUUCUAACGGGAUAUUUCGGGUAGGCUGAAUGAAAAUUUUGUAAAUUAUUUUCUAGAAGUAGAGUCUAAACCAAUUUUACCAGUAGUCAGUGACUGAAUUUUAUAAAAUAAAAGAAAUUCUCCUACUUUUACCAAUUUAUGAUAAGUUCAUCUCGAAAUCACACAUUUUAAAAUUUUAAAGUAAAUUCGCAGGUAGUUUCGGUCGAUUCGAUUCCGUAACAAUUUUUUCUAGAACUAGAGUUGUAAAGAGAUGACGAUAACAUAGAUCUUAUUACAUUAUUUUUGAAAUGAAUCGUGCUAAUGUUUCAUUGAUUGGCAAUGGUGCUAUAAAGAGAUCACACUUGAGGGAAAUUCGAGUCGUCGUUUCAUAUUCACAUUAAUUAGUAGUUAAUCAGUAGAAUCGAUCGCUUCUCGACACGGUCAUCCCACAGGGGUCACGAGGGGUCAUCCAUGUGCCAUCAGUUGCGUUGGAAGGGUUCAGGUCAGGUCUCGCGGGGCAUCUCAUCCCAGAUCGUUGCAUCGGCGCGGGCGCCGGUCCGCCGUCUCAUGCAGUAGCCUUCAUCGUCGUCAUUGGUAGAGCAGAGCUUGCAGCACGCGACGCGCUCCUAAGCAAGCUGUUCACGUUUAAACAUGCUGUCAUACUAUUUUAGUUUUAAUCUUCAGACAUUAGUUCAACGGAAGUAACGUUAUAUUGUUUUCACUUCACUUAUUUUAAGUUGAAAGAAAUCGUUUUACCAUUUCUAAAAGGUUUCAAUGCUUUUAAUAGUUCUUAGUAUACCUAGUUAUCAGUAUUUUGUUUCUGUAAUUUAUACCUACCUACCACUAAAAUUGCUUUGAACGCAUUUAUCAGUUUGCUUAGUGAAGCUACGUACAGAAGCGUCAGACAUGUCAUUCCAUCAGGUAGAUUUGCGGUGAGUUAAGGAAAUUAUGGCGGAGAGGGAUUUUAGCCCACUCUUUUAAUUUAUAAGUAGAUAAUAAUAAAUGUGUGCAAUAUAAUCAAAUGUUUUGUUAGGUGUUUAAAUCAAUAAAUAUUUUUUGUCAUAGAUAUUGUGCGUAGAUUGUCACGGGGUGACAUUUUAUGAAACUGUAUAACUGAAAUCUUUUUAAAGAUACUAAAUAUUUAUUGUAUAUAUUGUGGCACCUACGUUAUCGUAUGCAUACUCCCGGUGUAUCAAUGUGAGAGUGGCUAGUGCUUAACUAAUACGACUGUAGAUAUUGUACACGUUCCAACCAUCGCAUUAUUCGCGUAUUUGUAUAAAAUGUAAUAUGCUGUAACUGAACCUCAUUAAUUCAUAUAAACUGAAAGUGACCGUUGUAAAUAAAUAUCUGUAUCUGUAAGCUGUAAAUAUCAAAUUUGAAUGUAUUGUAAAAUAAAAUUAUAUUGAAAUAUUUAUUGAAGUUAGUGCCAAAAGCAUUUUACAAUCCCAACAAUUUUUGCGUGUACUUACAGUUGAUGUAUUGCGGAUAAUUCCGCGACUCUACCAACCUCUUACCGUACACUUUGCUAAAGAAAAAUACCAAGGAGUGACUUGCAUUAAUAUGAAUCGUGAUAAAAGUAGUUUUUCCGAAGUUUCUGGUGUUAUAAAUAAUAAAAUAGUACUUCAGGUAUAAUGCAGGUUGUAUCUUGACUUAUGGUCCUAUGUCCCCUAGGUUGUAUCGAUGUAUGUAAUAUAGAGAUGUAGAGCCAAAUUUUAAUAAUAUCCCGACCAAACCGCCAAAUAACUAGAUGAUUCGGAUAAAUUUUGUAUUUUGCGACAUUCAUAUAGACAGGUUUGAAGUCACUUCUGAAUUUUUCUUAUAAGCAAACAUCAAUCUGGUGUAAUUGGAAAGGUCAAACAUCUAUUAUUCUUGUACCUAUCUAUAUAAUUACGUAAUAAUUUUGUUAAUAAAACAUUAGAUCAUAUCUGGCCAAUAUUUACAUUUUAUCAAAGUCACAUUCACAAGUUAUGCUUUUUACUUCUUGUGUAACAUUAGUAGAUAUUCAUCAUCAAAUGUAAAGCAUUGCUAAUUAGAAUCUUGUUACUGUUUUCACCUUGAGACCUUCACCUUACACUAAUGUUACAAUUGUUAAAAACAUUGUCAUUCUCCAAAAUAUAAUUUGAUCUCCUUAUUAAAAAAUGAAAACACUUAAUAAUUAAUUAUUUUUAACAGAGUACCUUUGCACUGAAAUAUUAUAUAUAUACUGUAUAUUUUGUACGUGUAAUAAUAAUUAAUUUUAACUUAUACCAUUUACCUAUAGUAAGUUUGUAUGAUUAUAACACUUAAGUAUACAUUAUUAUGGCUUGGCCCACGCGCCUCGUCUAUAUUUGAGUCAAUUCAUCAUUUACGUAUGGAACACGUCAAACCAAAAGCAAUUUUAAAAUUAGUGUGUAAGAAUUAUUUUAAUACUUUGAAACUGCAACAAUUAAUAUGUCCCGUUAGUGUCGACUAUUUUAUUUGUUUGACAGCUUAUCCGUUAUCCACCACUUCGCCUUUGCUCAUAGCAGAAUGGACCCAGUUUGCCGUCUUUGUUACGCAUAAUAAUGCGUUUCAAAAACUUUUAGGUGCGCCUUGUGUAAAAUUUAAUUUAAUUUUCUGUCAACACAAAAUAUAACUCGAGAAAAAACAGCAGAACAUCGCGCCUGAUAAUAUUAUUUUGUAAGAUCCACUAAGAUGAUGUGCAUAAAAAGUUACUGUAGGCGCUCUACAAUUUGUGCAGUAGAAUUUCAGUUCGUGUAACUACAUAUGUAAAUGGUAUGAAAUCGUAUGCUAAUCUGAAUUUUAAUACUACGAAAAUACGCCUCCAGAUUUAUUAAUUAGAGGAAUUUAUUACAAUAAUUGACAUGACACAAUUAUUUAGACGGCAAACUAGGCACCUCUGCUGUCUUGCAUCGCCAUAAAAUUGGCACCCAUGGUUGUAUCCUAAUAUUAUUCUAAGCCGUCCAUUUAUUUUCGCGUUGAUUUGGUCUUCACUAAGUUAUGGGAUUAUGUGAAUUUUAAAUACUAUGUACUCGACCUUAGGUAGUGUUCGAUAUGUUGGAAAACAAUUCACAGGAAUAAUACUAUGUACUUAUUGCAAAGUUUAAACUUCGCGCAGGCGUUUCGUUGAGAAGAUCUAUGUUGUAGUCUGUUGUUAAGUUUGUCGUUGAUGACAAAAAUAUAUUGUUAUCUAGA